AUGGAGAAUUAUGUGGCUGGAAACUAUGAGAAAGUUUAUCUUGCAGAUGGCAAACAAGCUGCAGGUUCUUCUUCAAGCUAUUCGACGCACCUGAUAGAUGGUGAAGGAAAGUUCAAUAGCUCUGGACUAGAGAGCUUUACCCAGAACGCUAAUUUAUCUAAAUCUGGCAAAUCCUACUCUGUUAUCUCUAUCAUGGGCCCUCAAAGCAGCGGGAAGAGCACGCUGUUGAACCACUUGUUCCAAACAAAUUUCGUUGAGAUGAAUGCAAACAAAGGCAGGUCUCAAACAACGUUGGGUAUUUGGUUAGCAAAAUGUGUCAAUGUUGAACCAUGUACUCUUGUCAUGGACUUGGAAGGUAACGAUGGAAGAGAGAGGGGUGAUAAUGAUACAUCCUUCGAGAAGCAAAUCGCACUCUUCGCGCUUGCAGUUUCAGAUGUAGUCCUCAUAAACAUGUGGUGUCACGAUGUUGGACGAGAAAAGGCUGCAAAUAAACCCUUAUUAAGAACUGCCUUCCAGGUGAUGAUGCGCUUGUUCAAGCCUCGUCAAACCACUCUUUUGUUUGUACUUCGAGACAAAACUCAGACGCCUUUUGCAAAGUUAGAACAAAUCCUAAAGAAAGACACUCUUGAGAUAUGGAAUUCAAUUCCUAAACCGCAAUCUCGCAAGGAAACAGCGUUCAGCGAAUUCUUCAAUAUUAAGGUCGUGGCACUUUCUAGUUACGAGGAAGAAAUGGAAACAUAUCUCGAAGAGGUAAGUGAGUUAAGGAAUCAACUAUCAAGUGGGGAAAUUAUGUCAACAAGUGAUGAGAGCUUUGUCCCUGCUCUUGGAUUUUCCAUCAGCGCCGAAGAAAUUUGGAAAACAAUCAGGGCCAAUAAAGACCUUAACAUUCCACCUCCAACGGUGAUGAUUGCCAAAGUGCGUUGUGAAGAAAUUGCAAGGGAAAAACUUGAAGCUUUUCUUGCUAACAAUGAAUGGUGUGAAUUAAGUGAGGCAACGAGCACUAAUAAUCCAGUGCCAGAUUUCGGCAACAAGACUAGUUCACUCAUCAAUGCUUGUCUAUCACAAUACGACGAAGAUGCUCAACUUUACGAAGAUGAUAUAAGACAGGAGCGGCGACAGAUGCUCAUCGACAACUUAAUGCUACGUAUAAAACCAGCAUAUGAUUCUGCUUUGCAAGUUAUCAUUACCGGAAAGGUGAAGGAAUUCAAAGAUGCGUUUGAAAAUGAUUUGAAAGGCGGUAAAAGUUUUCGCGAUAUGGUUGAUAUCUGUGUUGAGCGUUAUUCAAGCCAAUUCGACAGAGCAUUUGAAGAUAUUAGUAUCCCAGAAGGUAACUGGGAUUGUUCAGUAGAGAAGGAGAAGUUUAUGAAUGAAAUAAAUGCAAUUGUUGGGCAAGCCCGGGGAGAAAAAUUGAAUGAUCUGAUUCACGAAUACAAUGAGAAGUUGAGGGAUACAACAAGGGAACCAUUGGAGGCCAUUCUAGGAAACCCGGGGUCUGAAACGUGGCCAAAUAUAAGGGAACUUCUCUCAACCCAGUCUAAGGAAAUUGCCAAGGAGUACUACCAGGCCAUGUCCCAAUUAGGUGGAGACCAGGACACGACUUCCCUCGACGACAUACAAACGCAGUUUCAGGGCUACUUAAAACAAAUUAUCGUAACAAAAGCAAAGAUAGAGGCACCUAAAGUGGCUAAUCUUAUGCAAGACAGGUUCAUCACAAUGUUUCUUCAAGAUUCUGAUUCCAUGCCACGCUCAUGGAAUGAAGAUGACAUUGACAUCAACAAGAUCAUUAGGGUUGCUAAGACUCAAGUAAGUAAUUAA
Molecule: messenger RNA, 1815 nt
Organism: Impatiens glandulifera
Lineage: Eukaryota; Viridiplantae; Streptophyta; Magnoliopsida; Ericales; Balsaminaceae
Product: protein ROOT HAIR DEFECTIVE 3-like
Exons: 17
Coding region: 1-1815 (604 amino acids)
Biological process (GO): endoplasmic reticulum membrane fusion
Cellular component (GO): endoplasmic reticulum
Molecular function (GO): GTPase activity; GTP binding
Source: RefSeq, a predicted model, not a curated record